GCUUUCUAGAGUGUGGGAAGUCAGGGGUUGCACCUGAACUUUCCUAAAAUGUUUUGAUACUUAUCGCUGAGUCAGUAGAGUUCUCCAAUCAGGGACCAUAGUACUAAAAGGAAUGAACUGUCCAAUCGGGAGCACGGAUAGUCGCAGCGUGCGUCCCGGAAGUCUUUUUAAUGCUUUGCUUAGUAACGGGGAUCCUUGUGAGGACCUGUUUUGGGAGACUUUGUGUUCUGCCGACUACAGGCAUCUUUGGAAGGAAACCCAAACACAUCAGAAGCCAGGAAUGGAGCCAGUGACCUUUGAGGAUGUGGCUGUGAACUUUACCUUAGAAGAGUGGGCUUUAUUGGAUUCUAGUCAAAAGAAGCUCUACAGUACUGUGAUGAAGGAAACAUUUUUGAACCUGAUCUCCAUAGAGAAAGCACUAGAAGAAAAGACUGAAGAGGACUACAAAGAUCUCAGCAGAAAUAUGGGUCUCAUCAUAAAGCCAAGCCAGGGCAGGGACUCAAGCAUGGCAGGAACCUGGAGGCAGGAACUGAAGCAGAGAAUUCGGGUGAUUGAGAAAGACUGUGAAUAUGAAUGUGAUAGUAACUGUGAUAAAAACCAGGAAUCUAUUCCAGAGAAUAUUGUCAAUAAAGAUAUACCUCCUGGAGUAAGAGUUCAUGAAAGCCCAUUGCAUGUAAGAAAUGUCAUUAGUUAUUCAUCCUCACAUGGAUAUCUCAGAGACCAAACUAGAGGAAUACUAUCUCUAUAUAAGGAAGCUAUGAGAAAGGCUUUUCCACAUCAGAAACAGUGGAAAGAUAUCAGUCAUUUUGAAUCACUUCAGGUACUUGAAACUCCUAAACAGAAACCCUAUAAAAACCAAAAAUGUCAUGAAACCUCUAGGAGUCUCCCUUUUGAUCAGCCUCAGAAGAGAACUCACACUGGAGAUAAACUCAAAGAGAGUGACUUAACAAGAGACACAUAUGGCCAAAAUAAUGAAGGAAUCCAUAAAGAAGUAAAACCUUUUGUAUGUAAACUCUGUGAAGAAUCCUUCAUUGAUUCCAAUGAUCUUAUCAACCAUGAAAAAAGUCAUAUUGGAGAGAAAAGGUACAUUUGUAGGCAACAUGGCAAAACAUUUAAUUAUGCAAAAUGUUUUGAAAACCAUGAAGUAAUUCACAAAGGAGAGAAGCCUUAUGCUGAUAAACAUUUUGGAAAAGCCUUCACACAGUUCAGUUAUCAUAAUAGUCAUGAAAGCAGUCACAUUAGACAGAAGCCUUAUGCAUGCAAGCAUUGUGGGAAAGCAUUCACCAGUUCCACUUACCGAAACAUCCAUGAAAGAAUUCAUACUGGAGAAAAGCCUUAUGUGUGUAAGUAUUGUGGAAAAGCCUUCACCAGUUCUGCUCAUCGUAAUAUUCAUGAAAGAAUUCACAGUGGAGAAAAACCUUAUCCAUGUAGACAUUGCGAAAAAGCCUUCAGUGACUUAAGUCGUCGUAACAGACAUGAACGGAGUCACACUGGAGAGAAUCCUUAUGCAUGUAGGCAUUGUGAAAAAGCCUUCAGCGACUCCAGUCGUCGGAACAGACAUGAAAGGAUUCACACUGGAGAGAAGCCCUAUACAUGUAAGCAUUGUGGAAAAACUUUUACCAAUUUCACUUCAUGUAAAGUUCAUGAAAGAAUUCACACUGGAGAGAAGCCUUAUGCCUGUAAGCAUUGUGGAAAAGCAUUUACCUGCUUCAGUCAGAUGAAUGUUCAUGAAAGGGUUCACAGUGAAGAGAAGCCUUAUGCAUGUCAACAUUGUGGAAAAACCUUCAAAACUACUGCUUGUCGAAACUUGCAUGAAAAAAUUCACACUGGAGAGAAAGACUUUGUCUGUAAAACAUGUGGGAAACUGUUUAUUCAGUCUAGUGAUCUUAAGAAGCAUGAAAGAGUUCACUCAAAAGACAAACCUUAUACAUGUAAGCAUUGUAGAAAAGCUUUCAGUGACUCCAGUAGUUGUUGCAGACAUGAAAGGCGUCACACUGGAGAGAAACCUUAGAUAUGUAAGCCUUGUUGAAAAACCAAUUUCUGUUUGUAUAAGGCUCUUGAAAUAGUCCACACUGAAGCGAAACCUUAUGCAUAUAAGCAUUGUGGAAAAGCAUUUACCCACUCCAGUCAUCUGAACAUUCAUGAAAUGAUUCACACUGGACAGAAGCCAAAUGCAUGUAAACAUUGUGGAAAAACCUUCAAUACUUCUACUUGGUGUAACUUGCAUGAAAAAAAAUCACUCUGGAGUCAAACCCUUUGUGUGUAAAACGUGGGAAACUUCAUUCAGUCCAGUGAUUUUAACAAGCAUGAAAUAGUUAACUCAAAAGACAAGCCUUAGGCAUGUAAGGGUGUGGAAAAGGCUUCAGUUGCUCUGGUGAUCUUAACAGACAUGAAAUGUUGUUCAUGUCUGUUAAGCUUCACACUAGUUGGUAGCCUAAUGCUGGUAACCUUCACUAUUUCUGGUUGGCACAAAAGUAAUAAAAACAUUCACACUGGAGAGAAAUCCUUUGUUUGUAAACAUUUGAAAAACUAUUUCUUUGUUCUUGUCAUUUUAUCCAGCAUAAAAGAUCUCACACUGUUGAGGAACCUUAUCAUCCUCAGCAGUGUGGGAAAGCCUUCACCCCUUACAGUUCCUGUAACCCCUCAUGCAAGAAUUUACAUCUGAAAGAGGCCUAGUGCGGGUGUGCAUUUAAAUAUUGUGCAAAAACCUUCAUCAGUUGCCAAGAUGUUCUUGAGAAUUCACCCUGAAGAUGGGCCUUAUGUGCAUAACCAUGUGGAAAAUCCUUUAGAAGCUCAAAUACUCAUUUUUCCCCCCACUGGUGUAAGUCAUUAUGUUUGGAGUAAAUGUCCAAAAAUAUGUAAAGUUUUUAGAAACCUUGUCUUUUUAAAUAAUCUGUUCCUGAAUUUCUGUGUUUCAAAUCCAUGUUUAAACCAAAAUGUUCUCACAGCGAUAACUGCAGUGUGUAGAACUCUUACUUACUACUAUUAACUGUGUGACAGUGCACUCGUCAAAUUCUUGUGAGGUAUGAAAAAAAGAAUGUGGUUGAACCAUGAGAUGUAAUAGUUGGUAAUGGUUCUCGCCAGAAAAUGUGAUUAUCUCAGUUACCUUCGUGAAUCUUACCUGGUGGAAAUGGAGACCCACUUCCCAAAAGUUGUCUCCUGAGAAUCACAUGUACACAUCCUAAUGAACAGAGAGUAAGAGAUGGAAAUGAGUAAAGAAAUAAUGACAUUUUCAUAAGAGCAGAGACAUAACUAACAAACACAAUAUUUUAAUGAGAAAAGAAACAGAUUGUGAGACUUGCAAAAGUGUAAUUUUAAUGCCCAAUAUUUUACUAUAUAUAGUUUGAAAACCACUUGCAGUAUGAGCAAUAAUACCUUUUUUUGGUGGUGUUUUUGUUUUUUUGUUUUUUUUUUUUUUCUUUAGCUGGCUAAGGCAGCAGCAGCUUUGAAAACAGCUGUAGUGGUUAUAUACUUGAGAAUGGCCCAGUAGGCUAAUAAGUGCUCCCAUUGGUGGGCCUGUUUGAGGACAAUAAGAAGGUAUGGCCUGUUGAUGAAUAUCUGUCAUCUAGACAGCUUUUGAGAUUUCCAAAGACAUUGGUACUCCUUGUGUUGUCUCUCUGCCUCCUGGUUAUGGAUUAUCAUGUGAGCUCUCACUUGUUCCUACCACCAUGCCUAUGCUCCGCCAUCACAGCCUCUAACCUUCUGCAAUUAUAAGCCCAAUAUGACAAAUCAUGUUAAAAGUUCCUUCACUAUUUCUGAUGUGUCACAGCUAUAGAAAAGAAACUUAGACAACCACCUUGAGGCUUUAAGAAGAACCAAUUCCAGUCAAAAAAAUUUAUUGCAAACUUGUGAAAAAGCUGGGUGUCAUUUAAAAUGAGAUAAAAGUUGUGAAACUUUUUCAUAUACUUGAAUCUUAUAUCAGAAAUAAAUACUUUCUGGAAGUUAUUCCAGGAAUUUCAGAAAAAAAAGUUUAAAAGAAGUACAUUAAAAUUUUGAACAUUUUUAUUAUUGGCUCAUUCCUAUACAGGAGAUUUACUUUGAAUUGUUUUAUUAGGAAGGCAAGGCAUGGUUUCUGUGGUUACUCCAGGUUAUCUUCUCACAUCUGAAGAUUUGGAGCUAGGAAGCACAAAGACAGAAGAGAAGAGAGAUUUAUCUUUCUGAGUCUGGGUUAGCACACUCAUUUUCUAUUUGAUUCCAUCUACCAAACAGUUUUUCGAUUUAGGAAUUCUUUGUGCCUGAAUAGUAAAGGGAAUACCUCGAUGUGGCUGACAUGAGGGGCCACAUGUGAAAACUUUGGAGGAAGAGAUUUCUAAUUAGGGAUGAAUUGAAGACAGUCAAUACAGGAGAGAAAUGAGGGACAAAUACCAUUGUUUUUUGGUAAUGGUUAAGAAGUAGUUAUUUUGUAAACACCCAAAAUUUUAUACCAUACAUAGUGUGAAUAGUAAAUAUAUCUAUUAUAGAAAAAAUAAUGAUAUAUAAUAUAUAAUAAAGGUGUGAAUACAAGAUUAUGUACACUCAUGGAUAAACACAGAUACAUAUUAAAUGAGAUUAUGUCACUUGGCUUGACAGUCCCUACCCCCAAGAAUCCCAGUCAAAAAAAUUUAUUGCAAACUGUGAAAAAGCUGGGUGUCAUUUAAAAUGAGAUAAAAGUUGUGAAACUUUUUCAUAUACUUGAAUCUUAUAUCAGAAAUAAAUACUUUCUGGAAGUUAUUCCAGGAAUUUCAGGGGAAAAAAAGUUUAAAAGAAGUACAUUAAAAUUUUGAACAUUUUUAUUAUUGGCUCAUUCCUAUACAGGAGAUUUACUUUGAAUUGUUUUAUUAGGAAGGCAAGGCAUGGUUUCUGGGGUUACUCCAGGUUAUCUUCUCACAUCUGAAGAUUUGGAGAUAAUAAUAAUAAUAAUUUUAUUAUUACAUUAAUAAAAACAAUAGUACUAGGCAUGAGGAAUCUCCAUUUGUGUAUUUCAUGAUAGUCUAUGUAAUUCCUCAAGUAAUUUAACAUAUGACUCUUUCCUUUGGUCAUAUCUGAGAGGUUGAAGGUAAGUCGUAUUUGCCAAACCAUCCCACAAUUUGGAUGUAGGACUGGGAAGGGUUAAUCUGGAUCUAACACCAAAACCACUUUCAUUAGUCUGUCAUAGUAAUAGAUACAGUGCAAUUUGGCAAGUGGGAGAAGUAGCCAAUAGGCCUCCCAGCUGUGACUUCUGUUGUGAUUUAGAUGAGAAUCCCCCCACCCCCCAUAGAUUCCUAUAUUUUAAUGCUUGGUUACCAGUUGGUGGCAUUGUUGGGAAGGAUUAGAAGAUGUGGCCUAGUUGCAGAGGGUUAGUUACUGGGGUUGCUUUAAGAUUUCAGUGCUGACACUGUUCCAAGUUAGCUCUUUCUCUCUGCCUCCAACUUCUACAUCAUGAUGUAAGCUCUUAGCUAGUGUCCAUUACUAUGCUUGCCUGCCUGCUGCCACAUUACCUGUAAUAAUAAUCCAGGGCUGUAACUUUUGGAAACAUGAGUGCCAAGAAGUGUUUCCUUUCAUAAGUUUUGGUCAUGAGGUCUCUUUGCAACAAUAGGAAAGUUACUAA
This is a messenger RNA of Peromyscus leucopus (white-footed mouse), 5566 nucleotides long. RefSeq names its product zinc finger protein 883-like. The record is from RefSeq and is a predicted model, not a curated record. The transcript has 5 exons. NCBI's taxonomy places the organism in Eukaryota, Metazoa, Chordata, Mammalia, Rodentia, Cricetidae. Gene Ontology annotation, biological process: negative regulation of transcription by RNA polymerase II. The coding region runs from base 113 to 2011 and encodes 632 amino acids. Gene Ontology annotation, molecular function: DNA-binding transcription repressor activity, RNA polymerase II-specific.